Molecule: messenger RNA, 381 nt
Organism: Staurois parvus
Lineage: Eukaryota; Metazoa; Chordata; Amphibia; Anura; Ranidae
Source: the annotation of a GenBank genome assembly
UCAGUCUUGCACAGGUGUACCGGCUCCUCCCCUUCAGUCUUGCACAGGUGUACCAGCUCCUCCCCUUCAGUCUUGCACAGGUGUACCAGCUCCUCCCCUUCAGUCUUGCACAGGUGUACCGGCUCCUCCCCUUCAGUCUUGCACAGGUGUACCGGAUCCUCCCUUUCAGUCUUGCACAGGUAUACUGGCUCCUCUCUUCCAGUCUUGCACAGGUGUACCGGCUCCUCCCCUUCAGUCUUGCACAGGUGUACUGGCUCCUCCCCUUCAGUCUUGCACAGGUGUACCGGCUCCUCCCCUUCAGUCUUGCACAGGUGUACCGGCUCCUCCCCUUCAGUCUUGCACAGGUGUACCGGCUCCUCCCCUUCAGUCUUGCACAGGUGU